UUCAUUCAUGAGCAGUAGUCUAUUCUUAUUGUUUUAAUGAUGUUCCUUUUAAAUAGCUAGAAAGAAAAAAGGAAGGCAAUAUGUGGCAUAUACUAUUUUAUUUCAUUCACAGAAUAAAUUAGGGGUAUUGCUAAAAAACUGAAUUAUGAAUUGCAUUUUUCUACAUGUUAUGAUGCACAAGAGAAUCAAAAAAUAGAGAAGGAGGAAAGGAAAACUGAUAAGUAUAGUUAGUACAAUGAGUCAAUGAAGAAAAAAGCAGCAGUUGUACUCAGUGGAGGAAAGGAAAUUCAAAUCACCUAUGAGAAGGAAAAUAAAAACAGGGUUUUCAAAAUGGGGAAGAAAUGUAAGUUUCCAUUUCAAAUAUCAAUUAAUACAUAAGUAAAAUUAUUUCAAUCUUUCUUAGUAUGUUUUGAAAAAAAAUUAAGAGUGAAGAACUAAUCACUCAGGCCUAAGCUCUUUUAGCAAAAAUUAUUAUGUAUGUACAGAUUUUAAUGAAUGCAACAUGUUGCUACUACCUAUAACAACAAAAUUAUAUAGGGCAGAAACAAAAAUGGGAAUAUAAAGAAAUAUGAAUGGUUAUAGAGUGAUGUCCAAACCACAGAUAUCUAAAAUUCCCAUUGGAAAUAUUAUGGCUCCAUUUAGACUUUCAUUUAGAGGGACUUUGUAGGGAGGAACUGAGAGAUAAAUUCAUGUUAAAGUAUGAGAAGUGGAAGAAGACCAAGUUCACACUGGGAAUCUCAAACUGCUAUGCAUUGACUGUUGGGGACCAUGUUCAGAAGCUCAUUCUGAGGCAGUAGAUAUUUCCUUCCACAUUUCCAUUAUGAAAAACAUUAUAUUUUUAAACUAUGAUAAACAUUAUUUGCUAAGGUCAUUUCAAUGAGCCUCAUCCACAGACAACAUUGUUCAUAGCUAGGAAACUGAUGUCCUUUGGGAAAUGUAAAUGAACCCUAUUUGUUCCUAUACUUCAGGAGACAAGCAGAUGAAGUGUAAGCAUACAUCUUGCUUUCCUGUGAGGAUAUAUCUUGGAAAGAGGGAAGGUCUCAAAAGACAAAGACAUACAAAUUAUACUUCCAUGAUACAUUUCCUAUAUAGGGAGGCAAGAAGGAGUGGGAAUAAUUGAACCAAAGAAUGUACAAUUUACGGUUUCAAACAAAAGCCUCUAGAAGUUGCUUUGAAAAUGUUUAAAGGAAGGGAAAAAUGAAGAAGGAACCAACGAGUUUUCUAUGUAAUUUUGGAGGGAAUCAUGUUGAAACUGAGAGAAGGCAGCCCAACUUCUUUCAGUUUAUCUGCCUUCAGACCAAAGGUGAGACUAUUCCUGGUCCAGAGAUAAUUGGAACCAGUAUGGACUGGAAGAAUUGGGGCAACUUGCAGCUACCAACUUCUCCCCUUCAUACCUACCAGAGUCACAUUUUGGCAUGUCAUCAGCAGAAGAACAGGAAAGUCUCAAGGACACUGAAAAUAACCCACAACUGAAUGAAACUGAGCAGCAUCCACAGGUGUGUACUUCUGGUAUAUCUGAUGAGUCCUAUCAAAGAGGAAAGAAGAUAGUAAAUGGACCAGUACAAGAGUCACAUUCGGACAUGUCAUCAGCAGAAAAGAAGGAGAGGCUUAUGGGCACUGAAAAAAGCCAGGAACCGAGUGUCUGUAAGCAACCUACAGAAGUUUGUGCUUCCAGUAUAUCUGUUGGGUCCUAUACACAAGCAAAGAAUAGAACAAACGAACAUGGAGAAGAUGCAGGACCUGUAUCUUCGUACACGGGUGAAAAGGGUAACCCGAUAUCCACUAAAACAGAGGAAGCAGGAUUAGAAGAUGUGCCACGGUCCCAGAUGGUAUCUAAAGACGUACAUGCUUUAUACAAGCACAUCAAGCCUACCAUUAAAAGCAAAGAUACAGCUCUCAAAAAACAAAAAUGGUGGAAGCAAAAAAUAAAACGGAAAUCAGGUAACUUUUGCAGUACAACUUCUAUAAAACUACCUAUGAUUAAACCUUGGAAAUGAUAGCAAACUUUUCACUCCUGAUAUAUCCAUUUGUGCCAUGUGUUGGGAGGAUUUGCCCCAUCAGGUCUGUGUUGGUGGUGCAUCCACAUUUCAAAAUAUUUCUGUAAAUCUA
Messenger RNA from Marmota monax (woodchuck), 2109 nucleotides. RefSeq lists its product as uncharacterized. The transcript has 8 exons. The record is from RefSeq and is a predicted model, not a curated record. Lineage: Eukaryota; Metazoa; Chordata; Mammalia; Rodentia; Sciuridae. The coding region runs from base 1416 to 1997 and encodes 193 amino acids.